Messenger RNA from Daldinia vernicosa, 496 nucleotides. RefSeq lists its product as uncharacterized. The record is from RefSeq and is a predicted model, not a curated record. NCBI's taxonomy places the organism in Eukaryota, Fungi, Ascomycota, Sordariomycetes, Xylariales, Hypoxylaceae. The coding region runs from base 139 to 414 and encodes 91 amino acids. The transcript has a single exon.
GCCAACAAUUCAUUUUAUCGCCAAUUCCUACAAAAAAAUUGAUCUGAUCUACAAAUCAAAUAAAUCACCAUGCACACUACAUGAAAACAGACAAAUUAAACUCGUAAAAGGCAUUUUACGCAUAACAAUGUAACACACAUGACCAUAUGGAAGUGUAAGUUAUACUUCGUAUUCCUUAUGUCUCUGUCCCUAUCAUCCGGCGACGGAUUACCAUUGGAAAUCUAUGUCCAUCCCGUCAUCCCUGCGUGGGGGUCCAGGUUUCCAGCGAGAUUCCUCUUUUUUUUUUUUUUCCAAUCUUGGCAGGGUUUGACCAUCAUUUCUUGCUUUCUGUUUCUUUUUUCUUUUUUCCCUCUGCAGAGCUGUCUCUUGAAAUCAACGCCACCCCAUUUGCCUUGCACAUCUUUGGUAGCCUGACCACUUAUGUGCGUGUCCGAGCAAAAAUACACUCCGCCCUAAAUAGUAGACACGAACUAAAUAAAAAGGGAAACUGAGAGAA